UUGAUUAUUAUUAUUUUGUCGUAUAAAACCUUUUCAGAUAAAAAGAAACGAAAUGCACCCAGGAAACUUCAAAGAAACAUUUUGCAGGCUUUGUCAAAAUAUUAUAAAGGAUACGAGUUACCAAUUGGCAGGAGAAGUUCUAGAAACUGUGUUACCAACUCUGAAUUUGGACGAAAGAGCUGAACAUUUCAUGUGUAAAGAAUGUUCCAUAAAAUUACAUGCCGCUUUUAAUUUUAAAUUGAUGUGUAUGGAUACUGAAGAUGUUAUUUUUUCUCAUAUUAAUGACAGUAAAAUGUCGCUGGUUGAUUUAAAAGAUGUUUAUGUAACGGAGAAGGGAAAUCUCCAGUUGACUGAUAUACCUAAAAAUCAAAAAAUUUGUCGAUUAUGUAUUCAGUAUGUAACAUUUGGAUGUGCAUCACUAAAUGAAGUAGAUAUUGACAUAAUUAAUACAAAUAUACCACGAAUUAACCUCAGUGUUACCAGUAACCCUGUUAUAUGCGGGCCAUGUUUUGAUUCGCUUCGUACGCAUGGCGAUUUUUUAAAGAAAUGCCUUGAUACACAUGAAAAAUACAAAAGUGCUGAUAAGCAGUCUUAUAUUAAAUCUGAAAAGAUUGAAAUAAAAGUGGAAGGUAGUCAAGAUGGGCAAGAGAAAUAUAAAAGUAUUAAUGAGGGGUUUUAUAUUAAGUCUGAAGAGAUUGAAAUAAAGAUAGAGGAAGACGAUAGUAAUUCUUCACACAACCUAGAAGAUGGAAGAAGUGAAAAUAAAAACAGGUGCAUUUCGGAAGAUGUAAAAGAAAUAAAGGAGGAAUAUAAAUAUGAGACAGGAUUUAGCGAUGACUGCACAAUGUCAAAGUUAGUUCACAAUGUUCAAAUACCCAAAACCCAAAUGUCUAGAUUGCAAAAACCUGAACUUCUGUUAGAUACCCGAUUGUACCAAUGUGAUAAAUGUAAAUUUGAAACUGAGUUUAAAAAGACUCUGAAAGAGCAUAGAUUAAUGCACAAACAUUUUUCAGAAAUCCAAGUGUACAAAUGUGAUAAAUGUACUUAUGUAACUAAAUAUAAAUCUUCUCUAAACAGGCAUCAGGUAAUGCACAAAUAUCGUCGUGAAAUCCAAUUGUACAAAUGUAGUACUUGUGCUUAUGAAACUAAACUUAAAAAUCGUUUGGAAAGGCAUCAAUUAACACACAAAAAUUCCUCAGAAAUCGAAAUGUACCAGUGUGAUACAUGUGGUUUUCAAACUAAAUAUAAGUACUAUCUGAAGAGCCAUCAGAUAACACACAAAAAUUCUUCAGAAUUCGAAAUGUACAAGUGUGAUGUCUGUAGUUUUCAAACUAGAUUUAAAAAAUAUCUGAGGGCGCAUCUGUUAAUACAUAAAAAUUCUAGGAAAAUCCGAAUGCACAACCCUUCAGAAAUCCAAAUGUACAAGUGUGAUACGUGUACUUUUGAAACUAAGUUUCAAAGCAGUCUAAGAUCGCAUCAAAUAAUACACAAAAACCCUUCGGAAAUCCAAAUGUUCAAGUGUGGUACAUGUAAUUAUAAAACUAAACAUAAGAAUGAUCUGAAUGCACAUCAGAUAAAGCACAAGGACCCUUCAGAACUCCAAAUGCACGAGUGUGAUACAUGUGGUUUUCAAACUAAAUACAAGUACUAUCUGAAGAGGCAUCAGAUAACACACAAAAAUUCUUCAGAAAUACAAAUGUUUAAAUGUGAUAUUUGUGCUUUUGAAACUAAAUAUAAGUCUGGUCUAAACAGGCAUCAGAUAACUCACAAAGAUGCUUGUGAAAUCCAAAUGUACAAAUGUGGUACUUGUAUUUAUGAAACUAAACAUAAGAGUUAUAUAAAAUUACAUCAGUUACUGCACAAAAGUUCUUCAGAAAUGCAAAUGUACAAAUGUGAUGAAUGUGGUUUUCAAACUAGACAUAAGAACUAUCUGGGGACGCAUCAGUUAAAACAUAAAAAUUCUUCGGAAGUCCAAAUGUACAAAUGCUGCUCUUGUAUUUAUGAAACUAAACAUAAGAAAUUUCUGAAACUGCAUCAGUUAAAGCACAAAGAUCCUUCUGAAAUCCGAAUGUACAAGUGUGAUACAUGUAGUUAUGAAGCUAAACGUAAGACUAAUUUGAGAGAACAUAUGUUAGUGCACAAAGACAAAAAGUACCAAGUGUACAAGUGUGAUCGGUGUACUUAUAAAACGAAAUGUAAAAAUAGUUUGAAAAGGCAUCAGUUAACACAUAAAAAUUCUUCAGAAAUGCAAAUGUGAUACUUUUACCUAAACAUCAGCAUCAUCUAAAAUGUCAUCAAGUAAUACACAAAGAUCAUUUAGAAAUCCAAAUGUACAAAUGUAAGGUAAGAAUGAGAACCCUUCUCCAACAUGAUUGUGGUAUAUGUCACAUGUCGAUAUAUAGUAUAAAUUAGUAGUAUUAUAUUGAUUAUAGCAAUUUUCUUUUUUACCUGACCUCUUUAGAGGUUAAUAUUAUAACGGUCUUUGCUUAGAGAUUAGAGUAUCUUGGAAGGUAAAUCAGUGGAUUAGAUAAGAUCAAUAAAGUAUCUCUUUAUAAAUAAACAAACUUCAAUGCUAAAUGUAAAAUUCUUCAUUCUUUACAAGGACAUAUAUUUUUGCAUGGGCGUAGUUGGGGGUGAAUUGUUGCUGCAUGCUGCAAGUUUCAAAAAUUACAUUACUAUUACUGAACGCAUUUUCCAUUCACUUAGUGUUUAGGUUUUGAAGUGCGUUAAGUUUUUUUUUAGAGGCUUCCAUAGAGCUUACAACCCUGACCCCACCCCAAGCAAACAUCCUAGCUACCCCCAUACGUUUUUAUUUUUGUGGAGAAUUUGUAACCCAAUUUUAUUGUUCAACUUAAUUAUGUUUAAAUACGUUUGAUGGCUGUUGUAUUGAUGAAAAUAAAAAUAUGUCGCUCUGA
Molecule: messenger RNA, 2915 nt
Organism: Anoplophora glabripennis (Asian longhorned beetle)
Lineage: Eukaryota; Metazoa; Arthropoda; Insecta; Coleoptera; Cerambycidae
Product: zinc finger protein 729-like
Exons: 4
Coding region: 53-2257 (734 amino acids)
Biological process (GO): regulation of transcription by RNA polymerase II
Cellular component (GO): nucleus
Molecular function (GO): DNA-binding transcription factor activity, RNA polymerase II-specific; zinc ion binding; RNA polymerase II transcription regulatory region sequence-specific DNA binding
Source: RefSeq, a predicted model, not a curated record